CCACCUGCGAAAAGUUUCCAUUGCAUGACACUCUCACAUGCGGUCAGACUGUCAAAUUAGGCCUGCCGCGGUAUGCAUGAUGCUAUGUGUGUGUCGAAGUUUUUAUGCGUAGUUUUGGGAGAGCUAUUGAAGCGGUCGUAGUGUUCCCCGGUUUUAGUACACAAGUUUCGUCCACAACUGAGAGGUGGUGCUGAAGGAGCUUUACUUUCCAGAACGUCAGCGUUUAUUGUAGGCUAUUGCCACUGAUUUGUAGUGCUUUCAUUCCGGACCAUGCGGUCAAUUUAUGGUUUAAUUCUUGUUGUCGCCGCCGCCACAUUUUAUCUAUACAUUCUGUCCUGUAACCUUCCGCUUGGACAGCGACAUCGCCGGGAAGAUGAAGGCGAAAAGUCUGACGACAACUUGGAGAACGACAUGAAUGUAGAAGAAUACAGUCUGAAGUUUCCGUCUGACCUGGAGGAGCUGAGGGAGCUGGCGGAGACGCUACAGUUCUACAAGACGGAGCACAAAGAAUAUGUGCUGCUGCUCUUCUGCAGCGCCUACCUCUACAAGCAGUCCUUCGCCAUCCCUGGGUCAUCAUUUCUGAACAUGCUUGCGGGGGCGCUGUUUGGUCCAUGGCAGGGCUUGUUCAUUGCUUGCCUGCUCACCACUGUGGGCUCCACUAACUGCUACUUCCUGUCCCGCACCUUUGGGAAACACUACAUAGUGCGGUUGUUCCCAGACAAAGUGGCCGUACUGCAGAGGAAGGUUGAAGAAAACCGGAGUAGUCUGUUUUUCUUUCUGCUCUUCCUAAGAUUUUUCCCUAUGACUCCUAACUGGUUCCUAAAUGUCACGUCCCCUAUCCUCAACAUCCCCAUCAACAUGUUCUUCCUCACAGUCUUCAUCGGCCUGAUCCCGUACAACUUGAUCUGCGUGCACACGGGCGCCAUCUUGUCGGAGAUCUCCUCCAUGGACGACAUCUUCUCCUGGGGAACGCUGCUGCAGCUGCUGGCCAUCGCCUGCGCCGCCCUGCUGCCCGGGGCGCUGAUCCAGCGCUACAGCCACGCCCGCCUCAAACUGGACGGCCUGGAGCCCAACGGACACGCCCCGGACAAGAAGACCCAGUGACCCCCCGCUGCGCAGCCCCCCCUCGCGGUGCCUCAGUUUGAGGAGGGCGGUCCGAAGAACGUCUUAAUAACAAAUCUACCGAGAGGCCUCGACCACAGAGUUAGACAGGAAACAGGGUUGAACUGUCUUGAAAAUUGCUUCUUUUUUUUUCUUUUUCAAACCGUUUCAGUCGUAUAUUGAUAAUUACCAUGUUUACUGUGAGGAGUGAUAGUGCUGUUCAGUCCUGGGACUGCUAUUCUGAAAGGGCAGAUUUGCGUCUGAUUACCGUUCUGUGUUUUGCACCGUGGUAAUACUGCUGAGCUUGGUAUUGUGUAUCUUUUCAGUCUGGAGACAGCAGGAAGAUCAGGAUGAGAUUUGUUAUACAGGAAUUUAUCUACAGACAAAACUGUGUGUGUGUGUGUGUGUGUGUGUGUGAGCGAGCUGUCUAUGCCGACUAUCGAUUGUCAGUUUCUGUGAAAUCAAACUCCUUCGUCUCUCAGUGUGUCUGCUGACCUCGACAUUGUCCCAUAGGUCCCACGGGAUAUGCGUUCAACCACUCCAGCGUCCACAUUGUAGUCACGGCCACACACUGGGAUUGUGGGAUUUUGGUGAAACGGUGAUCAGCCAGGUGCCUUAAUGUACGUCUUGAUUCAUUCCCUGUUUUACUGCAGUGGUACAACUGCAUGACUAACUCAGAGGACAAGCCCAUCCACCUAAGCCUUGACUGCCUUCUGGUUGAGUACAGAACAUUGUUCAUUUAGCUUCAGAAUAUAUAGCAGGGAUCAUCAACUCUGGCCCUCGAAUCCAAAUCCAGCCCUGGUUUUCUUUUCUCCCGGGUAAUUAGUGCUACUGAUUGGCCAGACUGUCUUCACACCUGACUCCCAGUCAAAGGGAGGGUGGAAAACCAGCCGUUCUCGGUCCUCAAGGACCGUAAGUUGCUGAUCCCUGAUAUAUAGGAUGCACAGACAUGCUUCCAGGCAGCCUUUGUGUAAGUCGAGAUUUUUACAAACUUUGAAGUGUCACGUAGAUGAGGUAGAAGGAUUUCAGUUUUUCCAAGAUUUGCUUUAAGGGUAUUGCUCUGCAUAUACUUUUCUGAGUGGAUGUGGCUUUCAUGUGCCUACCUAUAUUGUUACUAUGUGUGGAUGUGGCGUUAUAUGUCUUGCCUAAACUGUGGAUUUGGAAUUUUGUGUGUUUUUAAAUACUCACUUUUGUUACUAUAGCAACAGCACCAUACAUGGCAUUUACUAGUGCCAAUGUGAAAGAUACAUUUCCUGAAAUGUUUUUUAAUCUUUUGAAUGAGAACAGAUGUAUUGCACUCAUACAAAUUGCACUGAAAAUGUAUGAAGGCGGCAUUGCAAGCUUGUGAAAAUAUAUAACAAUUGUAGUUUUGUAUUAAGUAUAUUUAUUAUGCCAGUGUAGAAUGUCCCUGUAACUCCUCCUGGGUGGACAUUAAUUGUAUGCACUUUUGACAUUUUUUUUGCCAAACGUAUGUUGCCAUGGCACCUCUGAAUGUAUUUUAAAAUGCUCUAGACCAGGGGUUCUUAACUGGGGGUCCACUGAUCCCUGAGGGCUUUGAGGGGAUCUGUGAACCGGUUGGAAAAUGUGUAUUUUUUUACUUUGAUCUCCUUCCUCCUACUUAAUGUUUUUAAAAAAAGAACUAUCUCCGAUAAGUGUUACGGAUUAAAUAGUUGCCAAUUAUUGAAAAGGCAACACUUGAAAACCAAAAUUUUCCAUGUGCACUUCUGACCAAGAGUAUCUGGAUUCCUGAUGCACCACGCUCAGAUUCAGCAUUCAUCUCUCUCUGUUUGUCUGGUUAAUGGUCUGGUUUGUUUGGCUGUGUGAGCGGUGCAUAAAGUCUUAAGUCGUUCAGCUGUGUGAGGAUCAUCUCCGCUGUUGUUUCUGCCAGUGUUCACUUGGCACACGCUGUCUGGCAAACCUUUCGGGCGCACAAAGCCAAGUCCUACUGCAUUUGUUUACAUGUACUGUGGUGCUUUUAUAUUAAAAAUGUCAAAGUA
Anguilla anguilla (European eel) is the source of this 3098-nucleotide messenger RNA. RefSeq names its product transmembrane protein 41A-B-like. The transcript is spliced from 5 exons. Lineage: Eukaryota; Metazoa; Chordata; Actinopteri; Anguilliformes; Anguillidae. The record is from RefSeq and is a predicted model, not a curated record. Bases 271 to 1104 code for a protein of 277 amino acids.